Molecule: messenger RNA, 1215 nt
Organism: Diorhabda carinulata
Lineage: Eukaryota; Metazoa; Arthropoda; Insecta; Coleoptera; Chrysomelidae
Product: DBF4-type zinc finger-containing protein 2 homolog
Exons: 3
Coding region: 121-1137 (338 amino acids)
Source: RefSeq, a predicted model, not a curated record
AAUAAUUUUCACUAUUGUCAAAAUUUUUUGUCGCCCCGUCAAUCCGGAAUUUUUUCCUAAUAAUUCAAGUAAAUUUUUAUCAAAAUAUAAAUUGUUUGUGUCUAUAGCCAUUUUACAAAAAUGGUAUGCUGUCCCGCUGAUAAAUCAGCAGCUAGAAAAAGCUUAUUGAACGACCUUAAGGCGUUAGUAUGUAAAAUAGGAGGUGACUGUUGUCCUCCGAAUAAUCCUUGCGGUCCGUGCGGACCUUGUGCACCGUGCUGUCCAACUCCUAUGUGCUGUCCGGGUACUUGUCCUCCUCCAACCAAAGCAGUACCAGUAAGCUGCUGUGGUCCACCGUGUUCACCCCCACCAGUUUGUGUUCCGCCAUGUUUACCUAUUUGUACUCCAGUUCCACCAGCAGCCGUGCCCAUUUGUAAUCCUUGUCCCGAACCUCAACCCUGUGUACCAUGCAACCCUCCUCAGAUGAUGGUUGCUUACAGAAUACCGAAAACUGCUCCGGUUUACAGAUCUAAAUCACGAGAACUUCGAGCCAGUAUCCUACACAUUGGGUGUUACUGCGAGAGAAAAAAUGGAUUACAGGAUGACUGUCCGAGACUGGAAUGCCAAGGAGGACCCGAGUGUAUUAAUUGUCCCGAACCUAGAUGUGGACCUAGUGCUUUUGCCAAUGGUAAACAUCUAGGAAAAUCGGUAUGCGGUAUGGAAGAUUUGGAAAAAUAUCAAUGUUAUCCAGCUUUUGUUCGAUUACCACCAUGUGGCCCUUGCGAACCUUGCGCUCCGUGUACUCCUUGUGGACCUUGUCCACCUUGCGGACCAUGUCCGCCUUGCGGACCAUGUGCACCUUGCGGACCAUGUCCACCUUGCGGACCUUGUCCACCUUGCGGACCGUGCGCUCCAUGCGGACCCUGCAUUCCUCAAUGUGUUCCAUGUCCUCCCACUCCUCCGCCAUGUGUUCCCUUAAUUGCUGCUGCUCCUGCACCACCACCGUGUCCACCACCGUGUCCUCCACCAGUACCUGUAGGAAGAGUUUGCCCCGUAUCUCCUGCAGUGCCGAUACCCAUGUGUCCGCCUCCUGCACCAUGUGGACCUUGUGCUCCAUGUAUACCACCUUUUGCGUGUCCUUGUCCUUGUCCGUGUUGAUGUUUGUAAGAGUUUUUUUUGUUUUGCCAUUGAAUGGUUUUGUUAAACUGUGAGUAAAAGUGUUUGAGAUGUUUUUAA